Molecule: messenger RNA, 522 nt
Organism: Fusarium graminearum PH-1
Lineage: Eukaryota; Fungi; Ascomycota; Sordariomycetes; Hypocreales; Nectriaceae
Exons: 2
Coding region: 1-522 (173 amino acids)
Source: RefSeq, a predicted model, not a curated record
AUGUCGACUGUCUAUUCUACAAUCACUACCGUCUCGUAUCCUCCUGAUGUUAGCACCACUACUACCACGACUAUCUAUCCUACAACAACAUCUUGGACAUCAACUACUUCUACCUCUACGGUUACCAACACUGUCACCAUCGAGUCUGAUAUUCCUAGAUCAACCGUAUACGCUGCAUGCAGUAGCAAUGAUGUCUUGACCACCGCUAAUAACGGAGGACGUGUCGUGGCAUGGAGGAAUGUUCUUCCUACUGAUAACCUACUGACUUAUCUCGGUAUGGGCUUCACUCCAGAAACUUGUUGUAACGAGUGUCAGAAACGACCCUUUUGCCGUAUCACUCUUCUCGAUAACUCCAACAACGGCGCCUGCUACGUUUACGUCACUGGUACUUCAGCCACCUGUGCCAAUGGAGCUCAGCCUUACUUCGGAAGCUACAUAACCAGCACUCAUGCUCCUCAGACCCCCCACUGGAUCUAUUCCAAUGGCCCACGCGGUCGUCUUACAAAUGGCGGUGGUGUCUGA